This is a messenger RNA of Hermetia illucens (black soldier fly), 2372 nucleotides long. Its product is annotated as myotubularin-related protein 9. Lineage: Eukaryota; Metazoa; Arthropoda; Insecta; Diptera; Stratiomyidae. The record is from RefSeq and is a predicted model, not a curated record. Gene Ontology annotation, biological process: negative regulation of autophagy. The transcript is spliced from 8 exons. Bases 183 to 1949 code for a protein of 588 amino acids.
CAGCUCGCUAGAAUUCAAUAGACAUCAGUUGACAAGAGAUUGACAACAGCUCGAUUGUCAUUGUUGUGCUAUAACAACAUAUUGCCGAAGGUCUUAUCGCCAGGGAGAUCUCGUUGGUGUUAUCGAAAAAGAUGCUGGUAGAGACAAUAGGAACAGGACGAGUGUACACCUAACCCUACAAUAUGGAAUUCGCGGAGCUAAUCCUUGCGCCCAAGGUGGAUAAUGUCAUCUUGCGUGGCCCGUUCAAGAUGAUGGUCGAAGGAACCCUUUGCACCACGGGUCACCACCUUAUUCUGAGUGGGCGGAAAGAGGGAAGCCAAGAGCUUUGGAUUCUCCACAAGAAUAUCGAUUAUAUUGAGCGGAGGCCGACCGUGGAAAACAACAUUGUUACUGGCGGGGUCAUAGUACUGAAGUGUAAGGACCUGCGGAUGAUCUCACUGGAGAUCCGUUCGCCGAGUCAGUUCAACAACGUUGCUACGUCGAUCGAACGGCUGUAUGCCUUGGAGCGCGUCACCCAACAGUAUCCCUUCUUCUACAGGCCCAUGUACACCAUCCUCGAGGACGGCUACACGAUUUUCAGGCCAGAGUCUGAAUUUGCCAAGUUGUUGGCGGGUGAAGACUGGAGGAUAACCAACGUGAACAAGGACUUCGAUGUCUGCCCCUCUUAUGGGCCCGUGCUAAUAGUUCCGAAGGCCAUCACGGACGAGCAAAUAAUACAAUCAGCAGGCUUCCGCGAUGGCGGCCGCUUCCCGAUCCUGAGUUACAGGCAUGAAAAUGGGGCAGUUUUAAUGCGAAGCGCACAGCCUUUAACUGGACCGAGUAUAAAACGCUGCCGAGCAGAUGAGGCUAUUUUGAAUGGACUGCUGAUUCGGAGUACAAAAGGUUUUAUAGUAGAUACAUGGGGUAAAGGCAAAUCCAAUACGGAAGUAGAUCAACACUACUCGUUAUGGAAAAAAGUAAAUCGGUCAAUUGGGAAUGUUUCUUCUCCUUCGUCAAUAUUAGAUAGUUUUUCCAAAUUAAUGGAAGCUUGUAACGAUACAAAUUGCUCCACUGAUAAAUGGCUGUCUAGAUUAGAUAAUUCUGGCUGGUUAUCAUUAGUAUUAAACUCUUUAAACGCCGCCUGUGUUGUAGCUCAGUGUUUAGAUCAAGAAGGCAGUCCUGUUCUGAUCCAUGGUGCUAAAGGACUCGAUUCUACGCUUAUAGUCACUUCACUAGUACAAAUUAUAUUGAAUCCUGACUGUCGAACAGUUAGAGGAAUUCAAGCCCUUAUAGAACGUGAGUGGAUACAAGCUGGGCACCCAUUUGCAACCCGACAUCGAUAUGGUUGCUAUGCACCCUCUCAAAGUCGACCUAAAACGGCAGGUGCAUCUUUUCUUCUUUUCCUCGAUUGCAUUUAUCAAUUGCACUAUCAGUUCCCAUGUAGCUUUGAAUUUUGCUCUCAGCUGCUAAUUGAUUUGUUUGAGCAUAGUUACUGCAGUCAAUAUGGCACAUUCCUGUGUGAUUCAGAAAAGGAGCGGGUAGCAGCGCAAGUUUACAGGCGAACUACGAGUUUGUGGUCAUAUUUAAACAGGCCGGAAAUAUUGGAUACACUAUUGAAUCCGCUUUAUGAUCCCAAUCCAAACGUGAUUUGGCCAUCAGUAGCUCCUAUAAGCAUAGAGGUUUGGAACGAACUUUACCUACGUUGGCAAAUAGAUCAGACGAAUGCUAAAGAAAAUAGAGAAAGGAUAAAGGCGUUAGUGACACAGGAAAAAGAGCUGAGGAGUGUGGUAUUAAAACUACGGAAGCAAGCAGCAGACUUAGAAAAGGAACUGUUGGAGCGGCUAAAGUUGGAGAAAGAAUCGGAACAAGCAGAACAUGAUGAGAAAAAUAGAGAAGCGAUCAAAUUAGAAGACCAUGAAGAAGAAAAAAUCAAAAACAAUCAACAGUCUACUGCAUUACCACUUGAAUGAGUUAUUGUAAUGGGGCAAAGUCAAUUUGUACAUUAUUUUAGGAGGCCGCAUGCCUUCAUCUCGAGAAUGAGAGCGGAAGACGAUAUUUCACUUCGGAAUAGAAGCUUGUAUUGCACAGCGAAAAACAAUGCAAUAAGUCUGCAUAUUUCAUAUUCUUUCUUUAACUUUUACGUUUUUAUUGUCUAUGAGAGAAAUAGUUCUGCACCGGAUUUCUAUUUCGAUUAGACGGGCUUACAACCCCCCUUUCAAAGGACAACGGUGGAUGAUUUUAAGUUGACAUAAUGAAAUGUACCAAACGCAUUGCUAAUAAUCAAUGGAAACCUUAACCAAUAUACAAUCAUCAUUUCACUGUCAAUUACAUUUUGCAUUUGCACAUUAUUCGUUUCAAGGUUCAAUAAAAGUUUAUUUGUACUCUCUACCAAA